Messenger RNA from Staurois parvus, 340 nucleotides. The record is from the annotation of a GenBank genome assembly. Lineage: Eukaryota; Metazoa; Chordata; Amphibia; Anura; Ranidae.
UCAUGCUGCUGCCAGGUCCAGAGUGUCUCAUGGGUCCCUGUACGGCCUCCCAUUGCUGCUGUCUCCAUCGCCACACUCUGCCAUGUGCCACUUUCAGGUCUCCUCACACUGCUGGUGGGUUCCAUUUUGUCAUAGGGUGCUGGCAGAUUACGGGCCUCCCAUUGCUGCUGCCAGGCCCGUAAUCUGCCAUGGGCCCCCGUACCGCCUCCUCAUGCUGCUGCCAGGUCCAGAGUCUCUCAUGGGUCCCUGUACGGCCUCCCAUUGCUGCUGUCUCCAUCACCACACUCUGCCAUGUGCCACUUUCAGGUCUCCUCACACUGCUGGUGUGUUCCAUUUUUUG